Molecule: messenger RNA, 996 nt
Organism: Knipowitschia caucasica
Lineage: Eukaryota; Metazoa; Chordata; Actinopteri; Gobiiformes; Gobiidae
Source: the annotation of a GenBank genome assembly
AUGCGGAGUCUCGGUUCCGUGCAGCAGAAAAUGCCCUGUGUUUUCACCACGGACAUAAAGGAGGAAAAGUCCAGAAAACGCGAUGGUCAGUCCUAUCAGGUGGUUGCCACAGAGACGCUGAAUUCCAUUGCUGUGGACGCGGACGUGGAGUCUGCUCUCGCCACAGAGAAAGUGGAUGGCACCUGCUGCUAUGUGUCUCUGCUCCGAGGUGAGCCGUGCCUCUGGGCUCGUCUGGACCGAAAGCCAAACAAACAGGCGGAGAAGCGGUUCAAGAGACAUCAGCAGGUUCAUCGCAGCGGCAAAGGGUUCUACUGGACCGUGGACCAGGACUUUAAACCAGUCCCAGAGUCCUGGAUCCCAGCUCAUGGAGUCCAGCGAGAGAACGAGAGGCUGGUCCCAGACGAGAACGGGCACAUCCCAGGCUGGGUCCCUGUACAGUCUGACAGUAAGCAGUACUGCUGGCACUCUUCUGUGGUGGACUAUGAGCUCGGAGCCGCUCUGCUCCUCACUCCCACUUCCCAUAAUAACUCCUCAGCCUGCAGUGCUCCCUGUGGCCUGCAGGUGGAGCUGCAGCUCACUGCUGUGCCCCUGACUGAGCUGCUGGAGCACACCCUGGAGCUGAUCGGGACCAAUGUGAACGGCAACCCGUACGGUCUGGGCUGUAAGAAGCGGCCUGUCCACUGCCUGGUCUCUCACGGCUCGAUCCCCCUGGUCCUCCCUCCUCCUCUGAACCUGCAGAACCUCAGGUCCUGGUUCCAGUCCGGUCCUGAAGGUCGAGUGGAAGGCAUUGUGUGGCACUGUCGCGAUGGGACACUGCUCAAGCUGCACAGACACCACCUGGGGCUACGGUGGCCUGAUGGAGACACGCUCCUGGGCUCGCGCUCCGUCUGCGUUCACAUGGACCAGGAUGACCACAACCACGACCUGUUCUCGUCUCUGUCCAAACUGAACGGACGCCGCUUUGAGAGGCUCCAGGACCUGAACUUUGACACGUAG